AUGGCUGAAAAAUUUGGUGUCGCAGAUCGAUUUAAUGAAAUAAAGAAGUCUGCCGGCAGAGACUUUCUAACUGGCUUUUUCCAACGACAUCCUGAUCUAAGUAUUAGAAAGCCAGAAGCGACAAGCAUCAAUAGGAUACUUGGAUUCAAUAAAGCUGAAGUGGAUCAAUUCUUUGAAAAUUUGGAAAAAGUCAUGUCAAAAUACCACUUUCCGCCAUCUCAAAUUUACAACAUGGAUGAGACUGGCGUAACUACGGUCCAGGAUACUGAAAAAAUUAUAGCACCUAGGGGUCAAAAACGUAUAGGAGCAGUCACGUCAUGGGAAAGAGGUAAAAACGUAACCGCUAUUUGUGCUAUGAGUGCUUCAGGGUCAUUCAUUCCGCCUCUUUUUAUUUUCCCUCGACAGCGUCACUCUCCACAGCUAGAAAAAGAUGGUCCACCAGGAGCUGUUUACACAUGUUCUCAUAAUGGUUGGACGAAUGAAAGCAUAUACAUUAAAUGGCUGCGACACUUCAUUGGGUUCUCAAAACCUACUGCUGAACAACCUGUUCUACUGAUUAUGGAUAACCACAACAGCCAUUGUACAUUGGAAGCUUGGAAAGUGGCUAAAGCCAACCAUGUUGUAAUGCUUUCCAUUCCACCACAUUCAUCACAUCGGUUGCAGCCUCUGGAUGUAACUUUUUUUGGGCCGUUCAAGAGAGCCUACAACAAGGAAUGUGACAUAUUUAUGAAAUCCAGGAAUAUGGUAAAAAUUACACCUUACGAUAUUGCAGGAUUGUUCAACAAAGCUUAUGCCAGAGUAGCAAGCUUAGACAAAGGAAUCUCUGGCUUCAAAGCCACGGGAAUUUUUCCCAUGAAUCCUGCUGUAUUUUCAGAAGAGGAUUUUGUUGCUGUGGAUGAAGUUCAAAAACUUCUUGAACAAGAGCAGCCUUCUAUUGAACAUGCUGUAAGUCCAUCUAUAUUAAGUGAGCUACAAGAGAAAGCGUUUCCAGCAAAUAACACACCAAACAUGUCGCCAAAUAAAAACCCCUCUAAAGUCUCGUUUAUGUUGAAUAAUAAAACAGUCUCGGAGCCAGCUACUGUCAAUCCUUCCACGAGCUCAUCUACAACAAACGACGUUCAAAAACAGUCACUCAAUACAGAUCCAACCACAACAAAUGAUUUUGCUAAAGUUCUGUCAGUUAUAAGUCCACUACCUAACAUAACUAACAAAAAUAAGACUUCUAGACAAAAACAACAUUCAGUAAUUUUAUCUAGCACGCCAAUGAAAACAGUAUUUGAAGAGAAGGAAAAUAAACGCUUAGAGAAAAAAAAUAAAACUGAAAUCAUUACAAAGAAAAAGGCAGAAACCAGCAACAAAAAUAGAAAAUGUAGCGCAGAAAAAGGAAAAAAACGAAAGAAGGCCAUUAACAAAAAAGAAAAAGUAAAAAGAGUUAAAAAGAAACUUUUUGAGGAUGAAACUGAGACGUCUGAAGACGAUGACGUUGAGAAUCUUUGCGCCGAUGAGUCAGAAUAUUCAGAAGAAGAGACAUUGUGUGCUAUUUGCUGCGAUUUAGGAAAAAACAAUGAGAUGUGGUACCGUUGUAGAAGUUGCGGUAAAUGGGCACAUAAGCAAUGUUCUGGUUCUGAGAGCCCAGUUGAUUAUAUUUGCGUUUUUUGCUUAGAGCCUUAA
This is a messenger RNA of Pararge aegeria (speckled wood butterfly), 1671 nucleotides long. RefSeq lists its product as uncharacterized. Gene Ontology annotation, molecular function: DNA binding. NCBI's taxonomy places the organism in Eukaryota, Metazoa, Arthropoda, Insecta, Lepidoptera, Nymphalidae. Gene Ontology annotation, cellular component: nucleus. The record is from RefSeq and is a predicted model, not a curated record. Bases 1 to 1671 code for a protein of 556 amino acids. The transcript has a single exon.